UGCACAGUGGUUCCCCCAGAGGCCAAAAUUCAAAAAAUAUGAACCAGAAUAGAUUUGCGCAAAAAAAAGCUAACGGGACUUUCUAAAAAUAGAAUUGAAGUCGCAAGCACAAGCUCAUUUGCGAAGCGUAGUUGGACGAAUUGCAUUCUUCUUAAUAACAGAGCGAACUUCAAAAAGGUAAAGCGUCAGUAAUACUUAUCUGAUUGAUAUAAUUUAAAAUGCAGUUUAAAUUUGAAGGUAUUUACUUUUAUAAAUUCAUUAUGUUAAGUUAAUUUCAUUGAUUUAACACUUUUUUUGUAAUUAUAUUUGAUUUAACCUUUUUUGUGUAUUUUGUGAACGUCUUUUUCAUGUUUACGUAAAGUUUUAGUUGUGUCCCGCCGAUACCCCGAAAUAAAUGUUUAUGUCAUUGUAUUAAAGAGUUUCUUGAGGUAAUAAAACUCUUCGAGAAUUUUGCGGAAAGUUGCGGAUGUGCUUGUUAUCGUUAAUAUACUAACCCAAUCUCUUAUUUUUUCAAAGUCAAAUUUGCCAACGAAGUCUCUGUUUUGCCUUUUUAUUGUGCUGUCUGUGUGAUUUUGUCUUUCGUGUAUGUGUAAAAUUUUCAAUGCUCAUUUAAUUAAUUAUUUUGUCAUUUUUUCUGUGUAAAUUUGACUUGGCUUAAGACGGCGAUUUGUAUCAGUGUGUGUUUGAACGCCAUCACAUUUUUAAUUUAUGGUGCACAAAAAAGGGUAUCUAUACAGAAAAAAUACAAGAAAUUAUCACUGCUGUACGAGAUGAAAUUAAGACUAAAGGCUACAUAGUUGAAUUGACCGAACAUAUGCAAUGUAUUCCAAACCUUUGUAAACAAAUUGCUGAUUAUUGGACACGCUAUGAUCGAAAGAAAUCGUCAGUACUCAAAUAUAAGUCUGAUUGGCUGAAUCAAAACGAAUCAAUUCCAGUGAAAAACAUCUCUAAAAAAUAUCAGCAAAGGGUACAAAGUCCACAUCGUGGACGUCAAAAACUUGAUUUUGAGGAAUCCUCGGCGAGAACAAAGCGACGGCGUAUAGCUCAUCUGGCCGAAUUAGACGAAUCUGCUAUUUCUUCGUUACGCACUGAAUGUGAAAUGAAAAAUAUAUUGCCAGCAGAUCCCGAUGAGGUAAUUUCGCUAUUAAUGGAGACCGCUAUGUCUAAAAACCAAUAUUUGCUUAUCAGAAACUUCGUGAACAGCAAAAUAUCCUUUGAUUUUUUUCCAUGCUAUAAACGUAUAUUAAAUUCAAAGAAAAAGAGAUACCCUGAAAACAUAUCUGUAGACGAAUCUCACGCUGAAGUUGAAUUACAAAGUUUAUUAGAUAAUACAGCGUCGAGUAUUUUAGAGCUACAGGCUAAUGUUGUGGAAACAGUCAAUGACGAUUCUAUUGAAAAUUUGGUGUUAAUUGGAAAAUGGGGAUUUGAUGGAAGUACAGGUCAUAGUGAAUACAAACAAAAAUUUUCCAAUAAUGAUUUAGAUGACAAAAGCUUGUUUGUGACAUCCUACGUACCACUUCAACUUAUUUCAAAAUCUGGCAAUAAAAUAAUUUGGAAAAAUCCCAGGCCCUCCUCAACGCGUUACUGCAGGCCAAUACGUUUCCAGUUCCAAAAAGAGACAAGUCAACUUUCUAUCAAUGAGGAGAGAUAUUUUAAAGAGAAAAUAAACCUUCUAAAGCGGUCAGUGAUUUUUAUUCAUAAUAGAAAUAUAAACGUUGAACAUAGUUUACAACUGACUAUGGUGGAUGGAAAGGUAUGCAAUGCCUUAACUGAGUCAUCUUCUGCCAAAUGUUACAUUUGUGGUGCAAAUCCAAAAGAAAUGAACGAUUUGGACAAAUGCUUAAACAAAGUUGUAAACAAAGAACAUUUCGAGUUUGGUCUUUCUCCCCUUCAUGCAAAAAUACGCUUCUUUGAAUACUUUUUACAUAUAUCUUACAAGUCCUCCGUCAAGAUGUGGCAGGUGAGAGAUCCGGAAAAAAAAUUGGAAGUAAUGAAAAGAAAGCAAAAAAAUUCAAAAAGAAUUUCGCGAAAAAAUGGGAUUAAUAGUUGACAAGCCCAGAGAUGGGGGUAGAGGAUCAUCAAACGACGGAAAUGUCGCUAGAAAAUUCUUUUCUAAUCCAAAAUUGGCAUCUGAUAUUACAGGAAUAGAUGAAAACUUGAUCCAUCGUUGUGCCACUAUACUUCAAGCUAUUGCAUCGGGCUACAAAAUUAAUGCCAAGAAAUUUAAUGAAUACGCUUUAGAAACUGCCAAGCAACUGACAAAAAAAUAUUCAUGGUACUAUUUGCCGGCUACAGUUCACAAGGUAUUAAUUCAUGGAUCUGCAAUUAUAGAACAUGCAAUUAUAUCAAUUGGAGAGCUUUCCGAGGAAGCUGCGGAAUCAAACAACAAAGAAAUUAAAAAAUGUAGACUUUAUCACAGCCGGAAAAUGUCACGGAUUAUUACAAACACCGACAUUUUGAAUGCACUCCUUCUACGCUCCGAUCCGUUUAUAACCGGACAGAGGGACCUUGAGAAAAAGGAUAAGUCAACUUUGCUUGAAUCUGUUUAUAGUUUGCUAGAGGAAACAUUGUAAAAUUAAUAAUAAAGUAUUAAAUUAA
This is a messenger RNA of Drosophila santomea, 2598 nucleotides long. RefSeq lists its product as uncharacterized. Bases 815 to 2050 code for a protein of 411 amino acids. Lineage: Eukaryota; Metazoa; Arthropoda; Insecta; Diptera; Drosophilidae. The transcript is spliced from 2 exons. The record is from RefSeq and is a predicted model, not a curated record.